Gopherus evgoodei (Goodes thornscrub tortoise) is the source of this 3770-nucleotide messenger RNA. It is a transcript of the gene PLK2, whose product is annotated as polo like kinase 2. Gene Ontology annotation, cellular component: nucleus; spindle pole; centrosome. Gene Ontology annotation, biological process: regulation of cytokinesis; protein phosphorylation; mitotic cell cycle. The transcript is spliced from 14 exons. Gene Ontology annotation, molecular function: ATP binding; protein serine/threonine kinase activity; protein binding. Lineage: Eukaryota; Metazoa; Chordata; Testudines; Testudinidae. The record is from RefSeq and is a predicted model, not a curated record. Bases 29 to 2035 code for a protein of 668 amino acids.
GCGCGGCCGGGCAGGAGUCGGGCUGGCGAUGGAGUUACUGCGGACUAUCGCUCACCAGCCGGGCGGCAGCACCGGCGGCCCCAAGGGGGGCGAGCCGGCGCUGGGCAGAGCCUGCGGCGGGGAAGCCCGGCGCAAGAAGCCGCUGGAGGAGCAGCCGCAGCAUCACCACUCGCAGGCUGCCCCCGAGGUCUCCCGGAUUAUCACCGACCCCGGCACGGGCAAGCGCUACUGCCGCGGCAAGGUGCUCGGCAAGGGUGGAUUUGCCAAAUGUUAUGAGAUGACAGAUUUGACAACGAACAAAGUCUAUGCUGCAAAAAUCAUUCCUCACAGCAGAGUAGCUAAACCUCAUCAAAGGGAAAAGAUUGAUAAAGAGAUUGAGCUGCACAGAAUGCUUAAUCACAGGCAUGUUGUACAGUUUUACCGCUACUUUGAGGACAAAGAGAAUAUUUACAUUCUUCUGGAGUACUGCAGUAGAAGGUCUAUGGCUCACAUCUUGAAAGCAAGGAAGGUAUUGACGGAACCAGAAGUGCGAUACUACCUCAGGCAGAUAGUGUCCGGGCUAAAAUAUCUUCAUGAACAGGAAAUCUUGCACAGAGAUCUUAAACUAGGUAAUUUCUUCAUUAAUGAGGCCAUGGAACUAAAAGUAGGCGACUUUGGUUUGGCAGCAAGGUUGGAACCACUGGAACACAGAAGGAGAACAAUCUGUGGCACACCAAAUUACCUCUCUCCAGAAGUUCUCAACAAACAAGGACAUGGAUGUGAAUCUGACAUAUGGGCCCUAGGUUGUGUAAUGUACACAAUGCUGUUAGGAAGACCGCCAUUUGAGACUACAAACCUUAAAGAAACCUACAGAUGCAUAAGGGAAGCAAGAUACACUCUACCAUCAUCUCUAUUGGCACCUGCAAAGCACUUAAUAGCUAGUAUGUUGUCAAAAAAUCCCGAGGACCGGCCCAGUUUAGAUGAUAUAAUUCGACAUGACUUUUUCAUACAGGGCUUUACACCAGAUCGACUGUCUUCUAGCUGUUGUCACACUGUUCCUGACUUCCACUUGUCAAGUCCAGCUAAGAAUUUCUUCAAAAAGGCAGCUGCUGCUCUAUUUGGUGGUAAAAAGGAAAAAGCAAGAUACUUUGAUACACAUAAUAAACUAACUAAAGAGGAUGAAGAAAUCUACAAACUUAGACAUGAUUUGAAAAAGACAUCGAUUACCCAACAGCCCGACAGACACAGAACGGAUAAGGAGACCCAGCCUCCUAACAUUACAGCAGCCAAACCUGGAACUCCAGCAGAGACCAAACAGAUUGGGGAUGCCAUUCGAAUGAUAGUUAGAGGAACUCUAGGAAGCUGCAGCAGUAGCAGUGAAUGUUUGGAAGACAGUACCAUGGGAAGUGUUGCUGAUACAGUUGCAAGGGUACUGCGAGGAUGUCUUGAGAACAUGCCAGAAGCAGAUAGUAUUCCCAAAGAACAGCUAACAGCAUCUUUCCAGUGGGUUACAAAAUGGGUUGACUACUCGAACAAAUACGGCUUUGGUUACCAGCUGUCAGACCACACUGUGGGUGUUCUUUUCAACAAUGGAGCACACAUGAGCCUCCUACCAGACAAAAAAACAGUCCACUACUAUGCUGAGUUAGGCCAGUGCUCGGUCUUUCCAGCUACAGAUGCUCCUGAACAAUUCAUCAGCCAAGUAACUGUUUUAAAAUACUUCUCUCACUACAUGGAGGAGAAUCUCAUGGAUGGAGGGGAUCUACCCAGUGUAACUGAUGUUCGCAGACCCAGGCUUUACCUCUUACAGUGGCUAAAAUCUGACAAAGCAUUAAUGAUGCUCUUCAAUGAUGGCACACUUCAGGUGAACUUUUAUCAUGAUCACACAAAAAUAAUCAUUUGCAAUCAAAGUGAGGAGUAUCUCCUUACCUACAUCAAUGAAGAUAGGAUAUCAACAACAUUUCGACUGACAACACUUCUGAUUUCUGGAUGUUCAUUGGAACUAAAACACAGAAUGGAAUAUGCACUGAACAUGUUGCUGCAAAGAUGUAACUAAAAGAUGGACUCUUCUUAAACCAAAAGGACUCUUUACACUGUGAAAUCGACAGUGGAGGCAGUGGAGCGACUAGUAUGUUGAUGAUGGAUGAGUGGUGGUACGAAAACUAUACUCGUAGUGUGCUGGGCUGGGACCAGACAGACCUAAUCCUACUUUGUUGGACUAAUGAAACAGUGUGACAAGGAGCUCUUUGGAAUAUAGCUUUCUUGUUUCGCACAUGUUUAAAGGCUUGACUGAAGUUCAGCAGAGUGACUUCUAGUUCUGUAGGGAGCAGUUCUAAUGGAGGACUUAAAACUGUGAAUAUGCAUCUGGAAAGGGAGGGAAGGGGAGAGCUCCAUGUUGUGAAAUAGCUGUAAUGAGCAGGUUUUGGCUGCUUAAAACUGUGAACGAUGGCCAUAACUUUUUCCUUAUUUUUCAAGAACUAGCCACUUGUGGCUGGCAAAGUGCAUUCCUUAUUAAUAAUUUUUUAUUUAUUACAGCCCAAAGUCAAGUAUUUAUUACACAGCCUUUUUUUGGACCUUGAUAUUUUAAAUAUACAUUUGUUGGCAAUAAAGAGAAUGGAAAAACUGAACACUCUCCACCCAUUUCUUUAAUAUGCAGAACAGAGGAUCUUAAAUAGCAUCAAUAAAACAAGCUUGUUGGAUAGUUUUAGGAAAGCAAUCUCUGAAAAAUGAUACUCACUCGAGCCUUAAUUGGCACAAAAGCUUAAAACUACAAACCCAUAACAGUGAGCAUGAAAUGGGCAAGCUGUUCAUCCAAAUAGAGAAAAUGAUCAUAUGCUUCAAUAUUCUGUCAAAACGUAAAUUUUAUUGCCACUCUUCGGGAGAAGUCUGAUACAAUUGGAAGUUGGGAGUUGCAAAAUUGUGCAGAUCUUAGCUCUAUUUCUACGCUAGUAGUAUAACUAAAAACAAGAGUGAGAUAGGCCUUCAAGAGGCAUCAUGCCAGGAAUUUAAAUGAAUUCUUGCCAUUAAUUAGAACAAGCCUUCCUCUGAAGGGUACUCAGUGGAAUUAUACAUUGCUGUUAAAGUCAGAGUUCAUUGUGUGUAGAAGUCCUAUCUUUCACAGUGGAUGAAAACUCUUGGUAUUGGGGGAGGGAGGAUUGAGUUAGUCCAUGAAAACUCAAACACUAGAAUCUCUGGUCUGUUUGUAUCACUUAGCUUUUCAGACAUGACUAGGCAUGUUUCUCUUCCAUCAUGCUUGAGUGACUAUUUUCUGACUAGUUAAAAUAAAACCUGAGUAAGUGUCUCUACAAAGAUGUAGGGAGGAAGAAGCUACUCUAGCAUAAAUUUAGUACCCAAUUUCUGGCUGAACUUGUCGAGAUUAACAAUGCAGCUAAUUUAACAUUUUUAACCAAAACAAAUUUUAUACAUGUCAAAUGUGCAGUAUUGGAAUUUGGUGUCUUAGGUGUCCCUGGAUAUGUAGUACUGACUACUUCUUAUCUUGGUUAAAUGUACAGAACCUCUAAGUGAUCCAGAAUGGCUGGGGGAAAACUCUUGCCAUAGAAAACUGUACACAGAUGGUUUACACAGCAAACAGUAAUACAGUCCUUACUCAAAAUAAUCCCCAUGUAACAGUGAUAUCUAUGUGGAAAGAUAAUUGUAAGAACACUUCUGUCCUCUGUGUCAACCAAUCCAAUUAACUACAGGAAGCGGAAAGUCUUUUAAAACAAAAUGCAGACAGAACAAAUAAGUGCACUUAAAAUUAGUGAAUGGGGGUGGGAUUAGAUUUUACUUUA